CACGACAUGUCUCUGCGCUACACUCUCACGCGGGCCGUCGCCAGCGCGUCUGUCGCGCCGCGCGUCGCUGCCCGACCGCUCGCCCGCGCCGCCGUCGCCGUCUCGGCCCCCGGACCCCGCACCUUCUCGUCCACCUCGUUGCUGCUCAAGAAGGCGGCCAAGGGCGGCAAGGGCGGCGGCAAGAACGACCGACCUGAGAAGGCCGAGAAGGGCGGAAAAGGCAAGGGCAAGGGCAAGGGCAAGGAUGCCGAGGCCGAGGCCGACGAGGGCCUCUCUGCCGAGGAGCGCGACGCCGUCAUCGCCAAGACGAAGGAGCGGGUCACCAAGUCGACCGAGUGGGCCAAGGGCAUUGUCUUUGAGGGCGUCGAGCGUGGCCGUGGGCGUGUGUCCCCUGCCGUCCUUGACACAGUCAAGGUUACUCUCCCCAACCAGGGCGGCGUGAACCUCAACCAAGUGGCGUCCGUCACGAUGCGCAACAACGCGCUGUACGUCGACGUGUGGGAGCCCUCGGCGCUCAAGCACGUCGAGAGCGCGAUCAACAAGGCCAACCUGCCCGGCCUGAGCCCUCUGCGCGACGGCACGGGUAUCAAGAUCCCUGUGCCAAAGCCCUCGGGCGAGGUGCGCACGCAGAUCGCAAAGAGCUUUGGCGAGACGGCCGAGGCGGCCAAGACCCAGAUCCGCGUUGCACGUACCGACGGCCUCAAGGCCCUCGGCGGUCGCGGCGAGGAGGGUACCGACGACAUUCAGGAGAUUGUGGACAAGGCGACAGCCGAGCUCGACAAGCUCGUCGUGACGGCCAAGAAGGAGCUGGAGAAGGCAUAGGCAUAUAGGCAUAAUGCAUUGAAUCUGUG
Molecule: messenger RNA, 851 nt
Organism: Vanrija pseudolonga
Lineage: Eukaryota; Fungi; Basidiomycota; Tremellomycetes; Trichosporonales; Trichosporonaceae
Gene: frr
Product: Ribosome-recycling factor
Exons: 2
Coding region: 7-822 (271 amino acids)
Biological process (GO): translation
Cellular component (GO): mitochondrion
Molecular function (GO): ribosomal large subunit binding
Source: RefSeq, a predicted model, not a curated record